Molecule: messenger RNA, 1635 nt
Organism: Tauraco erythrolophus (red-crested turaco)
Lineage: Eukaryota; Metazoa; Chordata; Aves; Musophagiformes; Musophagidae
Source: RefSeq, a predicted model, not a curated record
AUGGACAGAGUCACCAGGCACUUGGUCUUCCAGUUCCCGCAGACCUCGCCAAAGCUCGACGCUGACGAUGCUCACCCGGGCGGCUCGUUUGCGGAGCAGAGGGCCAGCAGCGACGACGACGUGUUCGGCUCCGCUCGACACAGCAGCCAGAGGGUGGAAAACGGCUAUGGCUGGGAAACGAGGUCAAAUUUCCCAGAUGGUGGAAAAGAUGUCUGGACCCCGUCGCCAGACAGGGAGUCCAAGCUGGAGGUGGUGAGGUCGGGGAGCUUGUACGACCUCAGGGUUUACAGAGGCGAGAGGAAGCCCUCGAAGCUUUAUGAUGACGAUGAGCAGGAACAGAACAGGGUCCGUCCACCGAGCAUCUCGCCUGAGAAAGCCAGGGAGCUUGCAGACGAGAGGAGGGAGAUCAUCCAGAGCCAGGUGAUGAGGAAGAGCUCUACCAUGGCUGAGAGGUGGAGCUCCCUGGAUGAGCUGAGCUCCAUCAAUGCUGGUGUGGACAACCAGGGCGAAGGUGGGCACGCGGGCAGCUUCACCACCAGCUUCGCUAUUUCCUUUGACAAGCCUUCCUCGGGGAGGGCAGCAACGCCGGUCAACCCUGAAAAUGUCAACACGGAGCAGAUCAACUUCUCCGCAGCUCGGCAGCAGUUCCUGAUGCUGGAGAAGACCAACCCGGGCUCCUUCUUCAGCCCAGGGCAACAGGCCAUGUCUCCAAAGCCGGAGUCAAUGACAAGAGUCUCUAGGCAAGAGUGGCCCAGUCCUGAGGUGGCCACGAACGCUGCGAGAGGUUACAGCAAUGCCGGUGAACCCAGUCAGAGCAGGACGGACAAGACCGUUUAUCAGGUUUAUAGUGUGUCCCACAAGACACCUGUGACGGAGGAGGAUCAUGCCUCCAGAAGGGCUGAUACUGAAAGAUCAUAUCCCACCAGGAAAAUAUCCAGCUUGGCUAAAGCAUCUUCCAGAGAGGACCUGGACUCUGGCUUGGGUGAGCUGUAUAACGCAGGCAACACAGGCUACGCCAACAACGGAAGCACGUCCAACUUUGUCUUCGACGGCCUUGUGGAACUGAGGACCAGCAGCAACGGCCAGGACAAGGAGACGAAGUUCAGUAACGAGACGCCCAUUGAGCGGGAGAUCCGCAUGGCCAUGGAGAGGGAGGAGAACCUCUGGAAGGAGAGAGGGAUCCAGCGGCUGACCUCCAGCAGCGAGCUGGUGGAGAUCCAGACCAAGCCUCUCCUCUCCAUGCACACCUCUCCCGGUCCAGGCAGGAAAGGGAAUGACAAAGGCCGUGCUUCCCUUUACGUCCAGAAGGAAAUCGAGCAGGAAACCAAGCGCGAGGAAGAUCUGAAGAGGCAAGGGAGGCUGCUGGGGACGUACGACCGGGGGCCGCAGCAGGAGCUGGAGGAGCAAGGAAAUCGAGCAGGAAACCAAGCGCGAGGAAGAUCUGAAGAGGCAAGGGAGGCUGCUGGGGACGUACGACCGGGGGCCGCAGCAGGAGCUGGAGGAGCGCAGGCGGGUGUUCGAACCGCCAGCGAGAAGAGCUGGGACCAGCCCCUGGUGUCCCAGCAUGUUUCCGCCAGCACCAGCAAAUGGGGGAGCGAGGAUUCCCAGGGAGGAAGGCUUCCCGGCUCCACCCCG